CGACUCCCGACUGCAUACGAGCUUGAACGAGAGAGUGACUUCAAUUCAAUUGACCAUUCUCGGCGACAGCAAAGAUGCUUUCCCGACGAAUUGCGACAGCACGCCCGCUCCGAGCUGUCUUGCCGAUUGCUCGACGAACAGCUCUCAUUCAGCAACGAGGGGCUGCACAAGCUACAUCUUCUGGACCUGAUUACCCUUCACUGACUGAUGCCGAGGAUCCUGGAAUGAACGGAGGCUAUAUCAAUCCUCCUCCAGUCAAACGCCAAUUCCGUGAUCCUCAUGCAGACUGGUGGGACAAGCAAGAACGACGGAAUUAUGGGGAGCCAGUACACGAGGACAAUGAUAUUCUGGGCAUGUUCUCACCCGAGGAAUACACUCACACCACGCCGGGCAAAGGUCUCUUCCAAAUGGGUUGUUUCGUUGUAGCUGUAUUUGGACUUUGCAGCGUGGUUGCAUUGAACUAUCCAGACAAGCAGUCUGCACCGAGGGAAUUCGAAGGCGGAUUAGAGAGGGAGUUGGGUGGACCAAACGCUGUCAGGGCGAGAGCUCCUGGUGAUGAAUAGAUGAAGGAUAGCGAAGCUGUACAUAGGAGCACACAAGUCUAGGAGCUUUUGGCAUUUUAAUUUGUCAAGCACGCGAACCAAACACCAAGUGCUGUUUAUGACGUGGGAGCGGCGUUCAAUAUCAGAGUAAAGCAAAGCUACGCUGAAUAUCGAGUUUCUGAAUGGCUAUGUAUAGGUGAUGAAUUCCAAGCGUCGUUCAGAUUGGACUAUUUGCAAAUGGUAGUAGAUAUGAGCUCAGAUCAUCAGAUUUUGUAUUGCUUCUGAACUGAUUGCAGAAGGAAUGCCCCAAAAUUCAUAGAAAUGUUGAUUUUCUUCGUACAAAC
Molecule: messenger RNA, 886 nt
Organism: Mollisia scopiformis
Lineage: Eukaryota; Fungi; Ascomycota; Leotiomycetes; Helotiales; Mollisiaceae
Exons: 5
Coding region: 75-563 (162 amino acids)
Cellular component (GO): mitochondrion
Source: RefSeq, a predicted model, not a curated record